Messenger RNA from Colossoma macropomum (tambaqui), 1306 nucleotides. RefSeq names its product prothymosin alpha. Gene Ontology annotation, cellular component: nucleus. NCBI's taxonomy places the organism in Eukaryota, Metazoa, Chordata, Actinopteri, Characiformes, Serrasalmidae. The coding region runs from base 119 to 472 and encodes 117 amino acids. The record is from RefSeq and is a predicted model, not a curated record. Gene Ontology annotation, biological process: negative regulation of apoptotic process; positive regulation of transcription by RNA polymerase II. The transcript is spliced from 5 exons. Gene Ontology annotation, molecular function: histone binding.
UCUCAGGUUUGAGUCGGUUUUGAUUCACUCUCUCUGUCCUCCUCCUGCCGAACGGGGCUCCUGUUCAGGACAACUUUGUACAUUAUUUCCACCUUUAUCUCCCCACAUUUAACCAGCCAUGGCCGACACUGCUGUAGACACGACCACUGCCCCAGAGAUUACCGCAAAGGACCUUAAGGAAAAGAAAGAGGCCGUGGAGGAGGUUGAGGAGGCCCCAAAGGAGAACGGUAGUGGGGACGCACCUGCCAAUGGCAAUGGAACAACGACUAAUGGUGAUUCUCAUGAAGAAACCAGCAAAGAGGACAAGGAAGCUGAGGAGGCUCCAGAGGGGGAGGGUGAAGAGAAGGCUGCUGAAGAGGAAGCAGAUGGGCAGGCAGUGAAACGUCCAGCAGAGGAGGAGGAGUCGGUUGAAACAAAGAAACAGAAGACAGAGGAGAAUGGCGAGUCCACAGAAGCUGAAGUGAAAGCCUAAAGCCUUUGCUAUCCUCCUCGGUAGCUCUGUCUGUGUGGUCAAACUGACCUAGUAGAGUUUGUGCUUCUGUGUAUAUUCUACAGACGUUGUGUUGCACCCCCUCAAACCCACCACAAGAUAUUCUAUUGCACUGAAGCCUAUAACAUCAUGCCCCUUUCCCUUUUUUGUAAAAUGUUAUUUAUUGGUGUAGGAGUAACAUUUUUAGGACCCUUUUAUAAAAAAAAUAACCGUAAGUUUGCAAGCACAUAUUCUACUGUGGUUUUUGACCAGCAGAUGCACACUCACAAGCCGCUGUACCCUUUCUCUUCAUGUUCCGACAUUUACAUGGGUGAUAACUCUGAUUCACUUAAGACCAAAGAUAAAGUUUUAAGCAGGGGCUAAUGGACAGCGUUUAAUCCCGACCGUUUGUGCUGCUAGUAGUUAAUCCCUUGCUCUGCUGAUCUGUUAACACAACAGAUGGCAUACAUAAAUGAAAGGGUCUCGUUACUGCGCCUAGUUGAAAAGAAAAAGAUGGCUCGUCCUUUUUUCACUGGCUUAUGUCAUGUUAAUUAACCCCUCUUAAACCUUAGCGUUUUUGGUCUUUCGUUCCAUAUGCAUUCCAGAAGGAUUGUACCUUUUUCAUAUCUUUAUGUACAGUUUCGGUUUUUUGUUUGAUCGGUUUGUUUUGUAUGGGGGAGUGCAGAAUCGAAACAGCCUAUAUCAGAACAACAUGCUGGCACUGGUGUUCUCAGUCCUCUAAGCGAUUCUUUUUUUAUGAUGUGUUUUGGUUGCUUUUGACCACUGCUUUGUAUAUUCUGGUUCAGGAGUAUAAAUAAAAUCAAUCUUGUCUUUUUA